Salpingoeca rosetta is the source of this 1277-nucleotide messenger RNA. RefSeq lists its product as uncharacterized. Lineage: Eukaryota; Choanoflagellata; Craspedida; Salpingoecidae. The record is from RefSeq and is a predicted model, not a curated record. The coding region runs from base 174 to 863 and encodes 229 amino acids. The transcript has a single exon.
GAAGAAGACUCGACGAACCAUAUCCGACCCUGUCUGUUUGCUGCGUCGACCAACAACCACCCACUCAUUCAGCACUGCCUCCUUCCCACGGACAGACGUCCCCUCCUCCCCAAACCCACACCGUCACCCAAUCCCCCCCCUCUCUUCAACGCCAGUGGCUUUCAACGUGCAAGAUGGCCCACCACAACCUCAUCAUCGACGAGCGCGCAGAGAGCAACGAGCUCGAAACGUCCGUUCCACAACACGCGCUGCCCACCGCCAUUUUGCAGCCCUCCAUGAUGCACACUGACGCGUCAGACGAGCCUCCGGCGCUGCCAUUUCACCAUCCCAUGUUUGCCACGCUUGCCCGACCGGCUAGCAUGGGCGAGGACUCGCUGUCAUCGCCGGCUGGGCAGCACGGCUGGAACCACUUCUUUAGUCAACACGAGCCUGUCUUCCAGGCAAACGUGGAAGAGGAAUUGGCACAUCGGAUGUGCGUCGCCCUCCCCUCCGCGCAUGCUCGCUCUCAUCAACCGCGUCGCACAACGGGAGUGCGUGGCCACCAGAAGCGCACCCGCUCUCACGGGCCACGGUCGGUCGCCCCUGCAUCUUGCUCGCGCGAUCCGGGGCAACAUGAGCGGCUUAAUGGAGGCGAUCAUGAUGGAGCACAUCACCACCAUCAAGUGCGCUUUCCGGGAGCGGUCUUUCGUGCCAAUGGCAAGGGACCAAACUCAGCACAUUUCCCUCUUCUCGAGUCCUCGCCUCGCGAUCCGGGAAAUUCCCAUCGCCAACCUCACACCAAGUCACGCGGACCCCCACCCACGGCCAAGUUGACGCGUGAACGCAAGCACGAGCAGGACCACACCCACCAAGGCUGCCCCUGACUGCCUGAUUGCCUGAUUACCUGAUGGGUUGAGCUAUCGCGUUGCGCUCUGGCUGCCAUCCUCGUUUCCGGCGUUGUUUAUUUGCUUUGCACUCUUGUUUGUUUGGCACUUUUGCACUUUGCAGCCCAGUUUCGGUUCACGGUGUUGAUGUGAGUCAUGUGCUCUCUCGCGCAUGUCCCGUGCACGACCUGUCUCCCCUGCGCCUCCUUGUUUUAAUGAUAGUCGUUGCCUAACUUGCGCGGAGUUGUGCACAUGCACGUGCACGCUCCACCGGGCCCUCUCGUCUAGCGCGAGCAGCCGUCCUUCUAUUACACCUUGCGUUUUCAUGCUUUGCUUUUCAUGUGCGGGCGUUGUUGCGCGUUGCCGUGUGUCACUGCUCCCAUGCCGAAGCAAUACACGCUCUUCUCAUUGCCA